Molecule: messenger RNA, 873 nt
Organism: Suillus fuscotomentosus
Lineage: Eukaryota; Fungi; Basidiomycota; Agaricomycetes; Boletales; Suillaceae
Exons: 3
Coding region: 39-608 (189 amino acids)
Source: RefSeq, a predicted model, not a curated record
CAGACAACGACAAGCGCAUCUUUCUUGUCAAGAACGCGAUGAAGAGCGUUGUACUAGCUGUAAUCGCGCUGUGGGCGUCGUGGGCACAUGCUCAGACAUUGACUGUCACAAAUAUCGCCGGCGCUACAGUCGUGGAAGUCGUUACGACAAACCCUGUUAAUGGUCUUGCUACAACACAAACACUGCAAACCUUGACUACGAACUCUCUUACCACAAAUACCCUCUCAACUCCUACUACCACUGGGCCACUCCAAACUAUAGCAACUACUUCGACUACACAGAAUCAAGGCCCUGUAGAACAACCCGGAACAACAGUCUUAACACCAGGGGGACCUACCCCAUACACUUAUACCACAACAAACGCAGCUGGCUCCACAGUCGCCGUGUUAGCAACCUUCACACCUACAGGGCCUGCCACUGUAUUACCAACUCCAACAACUACCGGCACAGUCCUCAACUACUCAUCGUAUGUGGCUUCAGUCGGGACAGGCACAGCAGCAACGUCUGGUGCAACCCGCCGGGCAUUUUCACUCUCCAGCGGUUGGUAUGGACUGGUAGCAAGCACGAUGCUUGGCAUCGGUGGUGGUGCAUACUUCAUAAUGUUAUAAGGCGUACGUUUUAUACCGAUGUGAGGCAAAGGACAGUCGUAAAUGGACUUUUGAUGUGCGAUGAUCACAUCAACUUCAUGGCUGCUGUGUCGCCUAGUCACUACAUAGACACUCGUUACAUGUUAUCUCGGGUUACUUUAGUUACUCUGGAGCCUGUUGUCCCCUUGGUCUAUCGACAACAGUACUUAUUCAGCUUGAUACCACUGUUUGGACCCUUGCAAUGUCAUUUCAUUAAAUGAAAUCCCUGUGUAGUAGUUACUAGUAA